CUUGGAUCCUCCUUACAAUAUAAAUAGAGCAUUCUAAUACAAGCAUCAGUGACAUACAGUUCGUUCAACAUGAAGAUUGCAGUGCUCGCCCUCCUCGUCGCCGUGGCCUGUGCCGACCGGCUGUACGCGCCCCCAGCUCGGGAUGACUCCGACGAGGUCGCCAUCCUGAGGGACGACCGCGUGAUCGAGGACGACGGAAGGUACAACUUCGACAUGGAGACUGCCAACGGCAUCGUCUUUUCCGAGUCUGGCUCUCCUGGAAAAGAUGGAGGCAUCAACAGUGCCGGAUCCUUCUCGUACACCGCUCCUGACGGAACUGACAUCCACCUCCAAUACGUGGCUGACGAGAACGGCUUCCAGCCACAGGGUGACCACCUCCCUGUGGCCCCCGAGUUCCCCCACCCGAUCCCCGACUUCGUCCUCAGGCAGAUCGAGUUCGCCAAAGAGGAAGACGCCCGCAACGCCCGCGGAGAUAUUUCACGCUCUUACGGUGCUCCUCGUGAUUGAAGCCCUUAAACAUCGACUUGAUAGUUCACGGUUGUCGAUCUGUUGAUACUGAUCUUAUGAAUGUAUAUAUCUAUUGAUGUAGUUUAGUCCUUGAUCUGUUUAUGCAUAAAUUGUAUGUUAUAUA
Penaeus vannamei (Pacific white shrimp) is the source of this 631-nucleotide messenger RNA. The record is from RefSeq and is a predicted model, not a curated record. NCBI's taxonomy places the organism in Eukaryota, Metazoa, Arthropoda, Malacostraca, Decapoda, Penaeidae.